AUGCGUACUCUCACUUGUCAAAAGAUGGGAAUUCAGGAAGCAGGGGAGAACAGCCUGUACUUAGGUCUUCCUUGCACCAUUGGAAGAAAUAAGAAUGCGGUAUUCGAUUUCGUGAAGGACAAAGUGUGUAAGCGUAUUCUUAGUUGGGAAGGACGGUUCUUAUCAAAGGCAGGUAAAGAACUUCUUCUUAAAACAGUGGCUCAAGCUAUUCCGAAUCAUGCAAUGUCUGUUUUUCUGUUGCCUAUGAAGACUUAUCUUAGACAGUAUAAUAUUGCAUUAUUGGGAAAGCAAUCAUGGAGGUUGUUGGUGCAUGAAUCUGCAUUAGUAACAAGGGUAUUCAAAGCAAGGUAUUUCCCUAAAAGUUCUUUCUUGGCUGCCCCUUUGGGAAACAACCCAAGCUAUGUGUGGAGAAGCUUGUUUGAAACAAAAAAUCUAAUGUUGGCAGGGGUAAGAAAGAGUAUUGCUAGUGGCUUGCAAACUCCUAUUCUUGAUGUCCCGUGGCUGCCUCAUGAAGAUUGUCCUUUUGUUCAAUCGGAUCACCCUGCACUUGCAAACCAGUUGGUGUCUUCUUUAAUGUGUAUCAAUGAUAAACAAUGGGAUAUGGACAUCAUUAAGGACCUAUUUAAUGAGAGAGAUCAAAGAUUAAUUUUGAGUAUUCCAUUGCCUUUAACUGUACACGAAGACUGCUGGUCUUGGAGUAAAGAAAAAACUGGUUUUUACUCUGUUAAAAGUGCAUACAGAUGGCUAAGAAACCAGUCAAUUCCUGCUGGUGUGGAUUCGGGUUUAUGA
Messenger RNA from Cannabis sativa, 789 nucleotides. RefSeq lists its product as uncharacterized. The record is from RefSeq and is a predicted model, not a curated record. Lineage: Eukaryota; Viridiplantae; Streptophyta; Magnoliopsida; Rosales; Cannabaceae. The transcript has 2 exons. Bases 1 to 789 code for a protein of 262 amino acids.